Molecule: messenger RNA, 1777 nt
Organism: Micropterus dolomieu (smallmouth bass)
Lineage: Eukaryota; Metazoa; Chordata; Actinopteri; Centrarchiformes; Centrarchidae
Gene: fetub
Product: fetuin B
Exons: 7
Coding region: 27-1553 (508 amino acids)
Biological process (GO): negative regulation of endopeptidase activity
Cellular component (GO): extracellular region
Molecular function (GO): cysteine-type endopeptidase inhibitor activity
Source: RefSeq, a predicted model, not a curated record
AGACAGAGACGACCCAGGCCUUUACCAUGAAGCACUGUGCGCUGUUGUCGCUGCUUUUGGCGAUGGGGUGUGUGCACAUCCACGGUGCACCAGUAAACCCCUUGGCGCCGGGGUCGUGUGAAGACGCCUCUGCGAUUGGCGCUGCCGGACUGGCUCUCACCAAAAUCAACCAGGACCGGCAAGAGGGCUACAUCUUCAGCCUGCACCACCUGUCCAAUGUCCACACAAAGAAACAUGGACAGAACGGCGUGGUUUUCUACUUGACUCUGGAUGUUGUUGAGACCAACUGCAGUGUUAUCAGCAGGAAGGACUGGAAGACCUGUGAGGCUCGUUCCACCCAUGACACACCGGUAUAUGGACAGUGUAAAGCUGCCGUCUUCAUCAGUAUGGUGCACAGAGUGGUGCGUCUCUACAAAUACAACUGUGUUGUCAGACCAGUUCCUGCAGCUAAGCUGAUUGAGAUGUGUCCUGACUGUCCGUCUCUUAUCGGCAUGGACAAUGAUCAGAUUCAGAAGACUGUGACUCUCUCACUGGAGAAGUUCAACAAGGAGAGCGGGUUGGCCAAUCGUUUUGCUCUACUCAAAGUCACCCGCGCUUCUGCCGGGAUGGCCAUGUCGAUGUAUUACAACGUACAGUACACCAUCCAGGAGACCACCUGCCCCAGGACCACAGAAGCAGUGACAGCUGAAAAGUGCCCCCUCAUGGAGUGCGAGUUUGCACACAAGGGCUUCUGUAAGGCAUCCUUCUUCAACUCUCCCACUGGUGAUGGUGACACCAGUGUAGAUUGUGAAAUCUAUGAGCCUGAGGCUGCUGAAAGAGAGAAGAAACUGCACCUGCUGGGCGGAGAGACCGACCACAGCCACAACGACACACAUGCACACAGCCACACCCAUGACCACGCACACGGUGCUGACCAGACACACACACACGACCACGUACACGACCACACCAAGAGCCACACCCAUCACGACAAAACCCACAAGCACGCUGACGACAGCGACCACCACCACACACACGACCAUGGCGCAGACAGCACCCACAGGCACGCUCACAGCCACUCCCAUGACCACGGACAUGGGCACGAUCAUGUGCACACUCAUCACGCCAAGGCACACAACCACUCCGGCGACUCCCCAAACCACCACCACGACUACAAGCACGCCGAUGGCGAGCACACCCACGAGCAUGACCACGAGCUCGCUCUGGACCAUGACCACAAUCACGGUCAUCUGCACGACCACGAGCACCACCACCAUCACCACGAGCACAACCAUGAGAAUGAAACCCACGACCACCCAAAAGGCAUGGUGAGGAUGCUGCCCGCCAUGGACCAGCCCAUGACCCUGCCUUCCUUCCCCGAUGUCCCCGCCGGUGGCCCUGAGGUGGGAGUCACACUACCCCUCAAGCCCGACCCACAGAUCCCCAGUGAGAUGGAACCCACCAUCGAGGCCUUCCCCACCUCAGUCUCAGCCCAGUGCAGUCCCCGAGUGGCAGGAGCCACUCUGGUCGAGAAACUGUUUGCUGAAGACCCCAUGUUCAAGCCAGCUGCGUAAGGUGGCCCACGGAUCUCACUUGGGAACUAAACAGAUCUUUAAAAACUCAGACUGAAGUGUAAUGAAGACCGGAAAACAUUUAACAGAUUUUCUCCAGACACUUCACCACUUAACUGAUCAUUUCUUUUUUACAAUCCUCAGAGACAACAAAACUGUGAAAACUGACCACAAUAUGCCCACAUUCUUCGUCAUUCUGAGUCACAAUAAAAUCAUCCUGGAAAACA